GGUUUCCCUGUGGGAAGUGACGCGCUGCGUCAAGGGGAAGUGACGCGCAUCGCGUGCAGGCCCUGGCCGGUGGGGGGGGGUCUGGACAAGAUGGCUGGAUCCACAGUUAAAGUACCUCGUAAUUUUCGCUUGUUGGAAGAACUUGAAGAAGGGCAGAAAGGAGUAGGUGAUGGUACAGUGAGCUGGGGCCUUGAAGAUGAUGAAGAUAUGACACUCACCAGAUGGACAGGAAUGAUUAUUGGGCCACCGAGGACAAACUAUGAAAACAGAAUAUACAGUCUGAAAGUAGAGUGUGGACCUAAAUAUCCAGAAGCACCUCCUACAGUUAGAUUUGUAACUAAAAUUAAUAUGAAUGGAAUAAAUAAUUCCAAUGGAAUGGUGGAUGCACGGAGCAUACCAGUGUUAGCAAAAUGGCAAAAUUCUUAUAGCAUUAAAGUUGUACUUCAAGAGCUAAGACGUCUAAUGAUGUCCAAAGAAAAUAUGAAGCUUCCACAACCUCCAGAGGGACAAACUUACAACAAUUAAUUUUAGCUGAUUCUCAAACUUCUGUCUUAAAACAACAACCUUCUACUCAUGUUAAUGUCUUGAUUAAAUCUCACAAUGCAAACACCCACACAUUAAAAGAAUUUCAGCUGGUAUACAUGACCUGGACAUUUGUAAGAAUAUAUAUAAUAUAUGUAUGCCCAAUAUGUUUUCAGGCACUAUGGGAGAAAAAGGCAGCACAAUUAUUUUUUUCUCUUACUGAGGCACUGCAUUUAAGCAUAAGCCUGAAAUAGCCUAAAAUUGGAAUUCAGGUUUUACAAGAUGAAAGCAUGACAGAAAGUGUCAGGAUGCUGUGGAAUAAUAUAUGUUUCUGAAAAUAAUCUCUUGAGAAGGCAAAAUAUAAAUGGCAUGCUUUAUCCAUCUUGCUUAGUAAAAGAGCUGCAGUUAAAUUUGUUUUAAAGUAGCAGGUACAGUGAAUACCGUUGCUCAUCUUGUUUAAUUUUGCAAGGGUGUGGGUGCCGACUACUAGUAGUGUCACAAAGUAUGUUCAGGAUUGUUUUGAUACCUGUAUUUAUAAAAUGGGGGGGAUUAAUUUCUGUUAAGCAGCUCCUGUGUGUUACAUGUAUCGGACAUGGCAAAUAUUUGUUUACAGUCUUUGUUCUAAUAAACCAUGCAUUUAAGUUUUAGUGAAACAAAGGAAAUGUAUGGAUAUGUGAUUGAGAUUAAAGUUAGUCUUAAAAUGUAAAUAAAAUGUGGAAAGUGUCUGAGGCUGUGCCAUUUCUAUAAUAGUGAUGUAAUAUAUGUACAGUAACUUGCAGAAGUAGUGAAAAGCCAAACAUAAUAUUGCUGCUGGUUUUACAUGCACCUUUUAUUCUUACCACUUUUGUAUGCUUAGUUUACUUGAGAGGUCAAGGUAUUCUAUUUGUUGCAGGGGAAUAACUUCUGUCAUCUAUAGUAUCACUUCUUUAGACAAGUUCGCACUCUGUCUGUGUGUAUAUAUAUAUAUAUACACACUUCAAAAAAACCCCAACAACCCCAAAAUAAAACCAGGAAACCCUUGCUUACCCAUCUCCCCUCCAGAUUCUUUUGAGAAAUGAGCAUAACUUUCAUUUUGCGUACUUGACCUCUGAGCAGUUUUCAGACCCCAUUGCUGAAGUCUGUCUUACUUCCCAGCCCUUUGUCUUGCUUUUGCAGUUACUGCCUUGAUUCUUGCUUUCUUGCAUCUUUUCCUCUUUUAUGUUUCUUGUUCCCUUUUUUUUCCCCUUGUCUGUUCCACUUUUGCCUUUUCUGAAAUAUGUAAAAAAGAAACUUCAGGAAGCUUUAAUAAAAAUUAGACCUGUGGUACAGAUCAUCAUAUGUCCAUCUGCAUUCUAUGUAUCAUAUGCCAUGACGCUACUGUCUUUGUGGCUAGAAUGCUUUCUGUCUCUCCUGCAGUAGUUGGUCUGUUUUUCUCAAUGUAUUCUGUCUGGUGCAAACACUGAUUUUACUUCUCUUACUGAUUUCUCAUAAGAAAGUAGUUAAUGCUAUCCUUUUGGAAAUUAUACCUUUUCCCCUCUCUCUUUCCCCCAUGGAAAAUGCAAGCAUUUGUUCGUUUUGGUGAGAACAUGUAACAUGGGGAGCGAGUCAAAUAUUUGCAUUCAAAAUUUUAUUUAGUGGGUCUUUUGGAAAAGUGAAUAUAAUCAAAAGCCAUCAACAGCCAGGUAACUUUCAUUGAUAUGCCUUUGCCUAUGUCUGAUGUAAAGAACGAACCUUUGAAAGCAAUAAACUAGGUGUUCUUUUUUUUUAAUGGAAAGGUUUAAUUAGUAUUUGUCAGUUUAUGGUUUUUAGACAAAUUUGACGCUUCCAGAAUUGGUGGAUUUGUAGCUGCCAGCUACCUCGUGUCUGUAUUUAUAUAACAUAUCAUUUGUGACGGUUUGGCUGAAGUGCAUUGCAGCAUUUUCUUACUUGAUUUAAUUUGAAUGAUGCCAUUAAAUCUUUUUUCUUACACUAA
Molecule: messenger RNA, 2473 nt
Organism: Strigops habroptila (Kakapo)
Lineage: Eukaryota; Metazoa; Chordata; Aves; Psittaciformes; Psittacidae
Gene: UBE2V2
Product: ubiquitin conjugating enzyme E2 V2
Exons: 4
Coding region: 91-525 (144 amino acids)
Biological process (GO): protein K63-linked ubiquitination; DNA damage tolerance
Cellular component (GO): nucleus
Source: RefSeq, a predicted model, not a curated record